Messenger RNA from Candoia aspera, 2346 nucleotides. Its product is annotated as vomeronasal type-2 receptor 26-like. The record is from RefSeq and is a predicted model, not a curated record. Gene Ontology annotation, cellular component: plasma membrane. The transcript is spliced from 5 exons. NCBI's taxonomy places the organism in Eukaryota, Metazoa, Chordata, Lepidosauria, Squamata, Candoiidae. Gene Ontology annotation, biological process: G protein-coupled receptor signaling pathway. Gene Ontology annotation, molecular function: G protein-coupled receptor activity. The coding region runs from base 1 to 2346 and encodes 781 amino acids.
AUGGAGAUUAAUGCAGAUCCUAAAGUCUUAACCAACAUCACCCUGGGCUUCAACAUCUGUAACAACUAUUUUAAUCCAAAACUUACAUAUGCAGCUACAAUGGAAAUUAUCUCCACACCAGACAGAUUCAUCCCAAACUAUAAAUGUGAUUUCCAGAACAAUCUGCUAGCAGUCAUUGGGGGACCUAACUCAAAUGAUUUUCUUCACAUAGCAACUAUUCUGAGUAAAUACAAGAUUGCACAGAUUACAUAUACUUCUGCUCCAGAGACAGACAGACCAAAUCAAGCAGUUUCUUUCCACUGGAUGUUCCCAAAUGUGGAUUAUCAAUAUAAUGGAAUUCUCCAACUAUUACUGCAUUUCAAAUGGACAUGGAUUGGUGUAUUUUAUGUUGGUAUUGGCAGUCAAACAGAAAUAUUUCUCUGGAAAAUAUUGCCCUUGUUUUCACAGCAUGGGGUCUGCUUUGACUUCAUCAAGGAAUUAACAGGUAAGAGUUUAGGUGAAGCUCAAGCUGUUGCACUUGCAGCACUUCCAAAUAUAAGCCUUGCUUGGAACAGCACAGUUAAUACAGUGAUUUUUCAUGGAGAAUAUCAGGGGAUAAUCUAUUUGUGGAUUCUACUUGAGGUUUCAGCAUUUUAUAGUAUGUCAGAGAAAGCUAAAGUCUGGAUCAUGACAGCAGAUGUGGACUUCACAUCAGCCCUGUUUCAAAGAAACUGGAGCAUGAAUUUCCUCCAUGGUGCUAUAUCCUUGGCAAUACAAUCUCAGGAAGUGUCAGGAUUCCAGAAGUUUGUUCAGACAAGGAACCCUAUUUUGCACAAAGGAGAUGGCUUCUUGAAAGAAAUCUGGCAGCAACUGUUUAAUUGUCUGAUUCCAAACUUUUCCACUGACUCAGUGGAAGAGAAUAUCUGCACUGGAGAGGAGAAGCUGGAGGCUCUCCCCAUGACUGUUUUUGAAACAAGAAUGACUGCCCACAGUUACUGUGUCUACAAUGCUGUCUAUGCUGUUGCACAUGCUUUGCAUGUCCUGUAUUCAUCCAUAAACAAGCAAAGAUCAGGGGUGACAUGGAAACUCCUUAAACAACAGUCAUGGAAGCUUCACCAUUUUCUGAGAGACGUUUCAUUUAAUAACAGCGCUGGGGACAAGAUUUCCUUUGAUGAAAAUGGUGAAUUUGUAGGAGGAUUUGAUGUUAUAAACUGGGUCACGUUCCCAAACCAGUCCUUCCUUAGAGUUAAGGUUGGAACCAUAGACCCAGAAGGACUCCCACAUCAACUGCUGACCAUUUCAGAGGACGACAUCAUCUGGCCCACCUGGUUCAAUCAGGUAUCACCUCUCUCCCUGUGUAAUGGUUAUUGCCCUUCAGGUUACCGAAAGACCCCAAAAGAAGGAGAACCGUUUUGCUGCUAUGACUGCAUCCCAUGUCCGCAAGGAAUGAUCACAAAUCAGACAGAUAUGGAUGAGUGCUUCCACUGUCCAGAAGAUCAGCAUCCAAACAAUAACCGGGAUUUCUGCCUUCUCAGGCACAUAACAUACCUCUCUUAUGAAGAAACAUUAGGAAGCAGUUUGAUGGCAGUGGCCAUUAUCCUUUCUGUCACCACAAGUUCUGUACUAGGAAUCUUCCUGAAGUACCACAACACUCCUAUUAUUAAGGCCAACAACUGCAGCCUCUCCUACACCCUCCUUGUCUCCCUCCUGCUCUCCUUCCUUUGUUCUCUGCUUUUCAUUGGACGACCCAUGAAGGUGACCUGCCUCCUUCGGCAAACUGCUUUUGGGAUCAUCUUCUCAGUGGCUGUUUCUUGUAUGUUGGCCAAAACCAUCACUGUGGUUCUAGCUUUCAUGGCAACCAAGCCAGGAUCAAUGAUGAGGUCAUGGAUGGGGAAAAGACUGGCCCUUUCCAUUGUUCUUCCCUGCUCUUUUACUCAAACUCUUCUUUGUACUGUGUGGCUGGGAAUCUCACCCCCUUUCCCAGAUUUUGAUAUGCGUUCUUUCAUUUCUGAAAUUGUUGUGGAAUGUAAUGAAGGGUCAGUUGUCAUGUUUUAUAUUGUUCUGUCUUUUUUGGGUUUCCUGGCUAUUGUCAGUUUUAUUGCAGCUUUCAUGGCCAGGAAGUUACCAGACACCUUCCAGGAAACUAAAUCCAUCACAUUCAGCAUGCUGGUCUUUUGCAGUGUGUGGUUGUCCUUUGUCCCUGCCUACAUGAGCACCCAGGGGAAAUAUGUGGUGGCUGUGGAGAUCUUCUCCAUCUUGGCCUCCAGUGCUGGGCUCCUGACUUGUGUCUUUUUCCCCAAGUGCUUCAUCAUCAUCAUGAGGCCUGAUCUGAAUAAAAGGGAGCAUCUAAUAAAGAGAAUUAUUUAA